Molecule: messenger RNA, 2334 nt
Organism: Miniopterus natalensis
Lineage: Eukaryota; Metazoa; Chordata; Mammalia; Chiroptera; Miniopteridae
Gene: CCDC134
Product: coiled-coil domain containing 134
Source: RefSeq, a predicted model, not a curated record
UGGCGUGUGUUUUGGGGUUCCGCACCUUUGCCAGUCUCCCCGCGGACCUGCGAGCCGCACGCCAAGUGCCUGCCGUACUGCUCCUUCCGGCACUCCCGGCCCGCUCCAGGGUCGUGGAUAUGGACCUUUUGCAGUUCCUGGUCUUCCUGUUCGUCCUGCUCAUGUCUGGGACAGGAGUCACAGGCACCCUGAGGACCUCCCUGGACCCAAGCCUGGAGAUCUACAAGAAGAUGUUUGAGGUGAAGCGGCGGGAGCAGCUGUUGGCAUUGAAGAACCUAGUACAGCUGGAUGAUGUCCACCAGCAGUACAAGAUCCUUGAUGUCAUGCUCAAGGGGCUCUUUAAGGUGCUGGAGGACUCCCGGACAGUGCUCAUCGCUGCCGAUGUGCUCCCAGACGGGCCCUUCCCCCAGGACGAGAAACUGAAGGAUGCUUUUUCCCAGGUGUUGGAGAACACGGCCUUCUUCGGCGAUGUGGUGCUGCGCUUCCCUAGGAUUGUGCACCAUUACUUUGACCACAACUCCAACUGGAAUCUCCUCAUCCGCUGGGGCAUCAGCUUCUGCAACCAGUCGGGCGUCUUUGACCAGGGGCCCCACUCGCCCAUCCUCAGCCUGAUGGCCCAGGAACUGGGGAUCAGCGAGAAAGACUCUGACUUCCAGAAUCCAUUUAAAGUAGACCGCACAGAGUCCAUUUCUAGCACCGACCCUUUCCAGAAGGCCCUGAGAGAAGAGGAGAAGCGCCGGAAGAAAGAGGAGAGGCGGAAGGAGAUCCGAAAAGGCCCUCGAAUCUCGCGAUCCCAGUCUGAGUUAUAGCCCCGUUGCAGCCCGGGGUUCAAGGGGCCGUGAGGAGGACAGCGUGGCCAAGGUGAAGCAGUGCUGACUGGUUGGUGGUGAGAGCUGGCCCCUGUGAGAGGGGAGGCCAUGUUUGCUUCGUCCCCUGGAGCUGGCUUUGAGCCCAGCUGAAGGCACUGGGCCACAGAGAGCUGGAUUUCUUUCCACGGGCCUCCCUGGAGGGGGCAUUGAGGGGACCUUCAGAGGACACUGUGCUGAAAAUCUAACCCUCUGGAGAUGCUGGGGAGGUAGGAGUGGAUCCUCCCGGUGGGUUAGGACUGAUGGCUCACUGCUGCCCUUCAUGGGGAGGUAGCAGAACUAGGCUCUGAGCCACGUGUGGAGGUGCCACACCUGCUGCUGGCUCCAGUGUGUCACUGAGCCACAUGGCACAAGUUCUAGCCCUCUGCAGAGACACAAUAAAAGCAAACCCUCUGGGCAAAUCACAGUUGGUUUGGGCCCCGGGUAGCUGUGAGGCCCUUUACCCAGGCAGGUGGCGAGGGGCCUGGGUUGGGGAACCAGAGGCCCUCCGAGUUGCAGAGAGUACCUUAGAGUAUGUUCCCAUCUCAUCAUGGGAGCCCCAGGCUCUGGUGGGGCAGCAGAGCAGGGGCUUGGCUUAGGCCUCCUAAUCCCUUCUCAGUACUGUCCUUGACGAAGGAUCAGUGUUGGAAAGGGACUGGAAGUGUCCUGGGAGGGUGUUUAUCCAAGAUGAUCUUGGGGCAACAUGAUCUCUAUCCUCAGCUAUCUGGGAACAGUCAUAUAGCAACUUGUCCUCUCUGGCAGUGCUGGGGGACCCUCAGCCUGUGGGCAGAGGCUUGGGGACAAGCUCUGCAGAAGACUGCACUUUGUAAUGGCAGGGCUGCCCCAAGCUGGAUCAUCUAGACAGUGAGCUCUCUGGCUUAGGAGGUAUGCAAGCAGAGACCCAUGUUCACAGGGCAGGGAAGCUGCAGAGGCCCUAAGUGAGCAACUGCCCUUCAGUCAUGCUCUUCACUGGCAGGGAGGGAGAGGCUCUGGUGGGAAUUCUAGUUCUGUCUCUUUGACCUUGCCAACCCAGGGUCUGCUAAAAAGGGGAGAGCGAAGCAUCGCAGAACUCACCACCACCUAAGGGAGACCCAAGUCUUGUCUCAGCCCAUCAGACUUGCUGAGUGACCCUGGCUCCCCUUUUCUUUGCUGUCAUUUCAUUGGUAAAGUGAAUUUGAUGAUGUCUGAAUUGCCUGCUCAGCCCUGAACAAUUUCCUCUAAGGCUGGUUCUGGCUUCUCAGUGACACACGUUCUCUGCUGGUUCUUCAUUCAUCCCCUAAAUUUGCUGCACCCACUGUAAGCACAGCCAAAGAGGAGCCCAGUCUUACCUGUCUUCACCUCUGCCCCGUCUGGUACCUUCAUUCUCCUGGGCUCUUCCUUCUAUACCUUCAGCCUCUCUCCAUCUUGGUUGAUACCUUCCUCUCCAUCUUCAGGUGCUGCCAACUUCCAAGUUUUCCCAUCUGACACCUUCAGAGAAGCAAACAGAGCC